AAUCUACUUAAGUCUAGGGUCGCUGUUGAACCCUUCAGCAAAUGCCGACAAGUUCCACGGAUGAAGUUAUGACAGCAGACGACUGGAGGCCAAUGUAGCGUCUAAAGUAACGACCACGUAACUGGCUGUCUGGAUCACUGCGAGCUCGUCUUCGCAAAUAUGGCCGUUUUUUGUUUUAUUGCAGGUUGUUUUGGUUAUGUUCUGACAUCCUUGGUCGUAUUUCUUGUUAUCGCAUUUCUUUGUUAUUGUCUAUACAUAAAAUAUAUUCAUUUGAAAUAUGAUCACAUACCGGGACCACCAAGGGAUAGUUUUAUAUUCGGCCAUUUUCCGACAUUCUCGAGGGAGAGGAGCAACGGUCGCAUUAUUCACGACAAGUUCCUGGAGUGGUCUGAAACAUUUGGACCAGUGUACCGUCUCAACGGUUUACAUGUUGUGACGCUGUUUGUCACCUGUCCAGAUACCACCAAGGAGGUUUUGAUGUCACCCAAGUACCCAAAAGACACACUAGUCUACAAACAUCUCUUCAACCUGUUUGGACAGAGGUUCAUGGGAAAUGGCCUGGUUACGGCACGUGAUCAUGACCUGUGGUACAGACAGCGGAGGAUCAUGGACCCUGCCUUCAGCAGUCUAUACCUGCAGAGUCUGAUGGGUACGUUCAAUGAGAGGGCAGACAUGCUGAUGGAUAAACUGGGGGAAAUGGCAGAUACCAACACAGCUACUAGCAUGCUUCACAUGUUCAACUGUGUGACCCUGGAUGUCAUCACCAAGGUGGCGUUUGGAGUGGAUUUGGAUCUACUGAAUGACAGUGACACUCCGUUCCCCAAAGCCAUAGAAAAGUGUCUUAAAGGGUCGGUCCACCAUACUAGCGACAAGACAUUUCAGCUUAACCCAAAGAACUGGAAGUUCAUCAGCGAGGUCAAGGAUGCUGCUAAACUGCUGCGUAUUACAGGCAGACAGUGGAUCAACAAGAGGAAAAUGGCCGUACAAAACGGGGAAGACGUUCCAAAAGACAUACUCACACAGAUCCUCAAGACGGCUGGUAGUGAGGAAAAGAUGGGAAAGGAUGAUGAGGAGCUUAUGCUGGACAACUUUGUGACAUUUUUCAUUGCCGGGCAAGAGACAACAGCCAAUCAGCUAGCUUUUGCUGUCAUGGAACUUGGAAGGCUGCCCGAGAUAUUGGCAAAGAUAAAGCAGGAAGUAGAUGAUGUCCUUGGAAUGAAGCGGGAAAUCAGCUUUGACCACCUGGGGAAAAUGACCUACCUGUCUCAGGUCUUGAAGGAGACUCUACGGUUGUACCCCACGGCACCUGGGACGUCACGCUCAAUCCCUAAAAACAUCGUCAUAGAUGGGAUCCACAUCCCUGCUGGAACCACGUGCUUUUUUAAUUCAUAUGUCUGUGGACGGAUGGACAAGUUCUUUGAAGACCCGUUGAAGUUUGACCCAGAGAGAUUCCAUCCAGACGCCGCCAAGCCCUAUUACUGCUACUAUCCGUUUGCUCUGGGUCCACGUUCAUGUCUGGGGCAGAAUUUUGCAAAGAUGGAGGCGAAGGUAGUAAUGGCCAAGCUGUUGCAGAGGUUUGACUUCAGCCUGCUGCCCGGCCAGUCCUUUGACAUCCUGGACACUGGCACUCUGAGACCAAAGAGUGGAGUGAUGUGUAACAUUAGACACAGAGGACCGACACCAACUGGCACCUAGAAAUGACUAACACAAUUACUACUACUACCACCACUAACAUAAUACUAACAGUAAUACUAUUACUACUAGUACUACAGUACUACUAAAGGAUGGUAGAUGAUGGUGUAGUUAGCCCUGAUCUUUAAACACCAGAAGAUUUACACUCACCUAAAGGAUUAUUAGGAACAUAGGCGCCGAUACCGUGGGUGCUCCGGGGCUCGAGCA
Molecule: messenger RNA, 1899 nt
Organism: Esox lucius (northern pike)
Lineage: Eukaryota; Metazoa; Chordata; Actinopteri; Esociformes; Esocidae
Product: cholesterol 24-hydroxylase-like
Exons: 15
Coding region: 160-1695 (511 amino acids)
Biological process (GO): cholesterol catabolic process
Molecular function (GO): heme binding; iron ion binding; cholesterol 24-hydroxylase activity
Source: RefSeq, a predicted model, not a curated record